Closterium sp. Naga37s-1 is the source of this 288-nucleotide messenger RNA. The record is from the annotation of a GenBank genome assembly. Lineage: Eukaryota; Viridiplantae; Streptophyta; Zygnematophyceae; Desmidiales; Closteriaceae.
UAAUGUGCAUGGCAAAGGCUUAAUCGGGUCCAUUCCAGAUUCCAUCGGUUCCUUGAGCAGGCUGACCUAUCUGAGUCUAGCAGGUGGCAAUCUGAUUGGGUCUAUUCCAUCUACCAUCGGCAACAUGAUCAGCCUUAUAACCCUAGAUCUCAACGACAAUGCUCUGAGUGGGUCUAUUCCGUCCACAAUCGGCAAAAUGAGCAGCCUCGAGACAUUGUUUCUCUCUAAUAAUGCUCUAAGUGGAUCUAUUCCAUCCACCAUCAGUAAAUUGAGCAGCCUCAUUAUGUU